Messenger RNA from Ananas comosus (pineapple), 2411 nucleotides. RefSeq names its product probable methyltransferase PMT2. Gene Ontology annotation, molecular function: methyltransferase activity. Bases 261 to 2096 code for a protein of 611 amino acids. The transcript has 7 exons. The record is from RefSeq and is a predicted model, not a curated record. Gene Ontology annotation, cellular component: trans-Golgi network; cytoplasm; endosome. Lineage: Eukaryota; Viridiplantae; Streptophyta; Magnoliopsida; Poales; Bromeliaceae.
ACAAAAUAGCCGGCCACAGCGGAGGGGAACUUACGAUGCAGUACAACGCUGUCCUUUGCCAGCAACAGCAGCCCAACGAUUCCUCCGCUUUUCCCGCGUCCCUUUUCCCCCGCUUCGCCCGGCGAGGAACAUCAACAACACGAAGACGAGGAAGAAGAAGAAGCCCCAGACCCUGCUCGACUCUCUCGAGCAGCUUCUUCCAGGUUCGAUCCAUCCUCCUCAUCUCUUUGCUGUGAUCCUCGAUCGGCUUACUCGGGUUCAUGAGGGGCUCAAAGAUGAACUCACGUACGCGUAGAACUCGAAGCUCCAUGUUAAUAAUUAUCGUGGUUGGUCUCUGCUGCUUCUUUUAUGUAUUAGGCGCAUGGCAAAAGAGCGGCACGGGAAGAGGCGAUAGUAUAGCAUUGAAGAUCAUGAAAGAAACCGACUGCAUCAUCUUGCCAAAUUUGAGUUUUGAAACUCAUCAUAAUAGAGGACGCAGCCUCGACACAAAUGCCAAAGUCUUCGAGCCAUGUGAUGCUCAAUACACCGAUUAUACUCCUUGCCAAGAUGGGGAUCGAGCGACGACCUUUUCAAGAGAAAAUAUGGUCUACAGAGAGAGGCACUGCCCUUCAGAGAAGGAGAAAAUGCAUUGCCUAGUCCCGGCUCCUAAAGGAUAUGUCACUCCUUUUCCCUGGCCAAAGAGCCGCGACUAUGUACCGUACGCAAAUGUCCCCUAUAAAAGCUUGACGAUCGAGAAAGCUGUUCAGAAUUGGGUUCAGUUCGAGGGGGAUGUGUUUAAAUUUCCAGGUGGAGGGACAAUGUUUCCACAAGGAGCAGAUGCAUAUAUCGACGAACUAGCAUCUGUCAUUCCAAUUGUAGAUGGUACUAUUAGAACUGCACUUGAUACUGGCUGUGGGGUAGCAAGUUGGGGUGCCUACCUACUACAAAGGAAUGUUUUAACUAUGUCCUUUGCACCGCGGGAUUCACAUGAAGCGCAGAUACAAUUUGCUUUGGAGCGAGGUGUUCCUGCAGUAAUUGGAGUUCUUGGAACUAUAAAGCUUCCAUACCCAUCAAGAGCUUUUGACAUGGCUCAUUGCUCCCGCUGUUUAAUUCCAUGGACAUCAAAUGAGGGGAUGUACAUGAUGGAAGUUGAUCGGGUCCUGAGGCCUGGUGGUUACUGGGUAUUGUCUGGCCCUCCCAUUAAUUGGGAGACCUACUAUCAUACAUGGAAGAUAUCCAAAGAAGACCUUAAGGAGGAACAGAGAAAAAUUGAGGAUUUUGCUGAAAUGCUUUGCUGGGAAAAGAAAUAUGAAAAAGGAGAUAUUGCUAUUUGGCAGAAAAAAAUAAAUGCAAAUGCAUGCCGUGGAAGAAAAGGUUCAAUUAGGAGGUUCUGUGAAUAUCACAGAACAGACGAUGUCUGGUACAAGAAAAUGGAAGCAUGCAUAACCCCUUAUCCUGUAGUCAGCAAUCCAGAUCAAGUGGCCGGAGGAGAGUUAAAGAGUUUCCCUGAGAGGCUCUAUGCCGUCCCUCCUAGAAUAUCUCAGGGGUAUAUUUCAGGCGUUACAAAGGAACUCUUUGAGGAGGAUAACAGGUUAUGGAAGAAACAUGUUAAUGCUUACAAGAGGAUGAAUAAGUUAAUAAGCUCAGGAAGGUAUCGAAAUAUAAUGGACAUGAAUGCAGGUUUUGGGAGUUUUGCAGCAGCAAUCGAAUCACCAAAGUCCUGGGUAAUGAAUGUUGUCCCUACCAUAUCGAAAACCAAUACAUUGGGCAUAAUUUAUGAGCGAGGUCUCAUUGGGAUAUAUCAUGACUGGUGUGAAGCCUUUUCUACAUAUCCCAGGACAUAUGAUCUGAUACAUGCAAGUAGCCUGUUCACUUUAUAUCAGAACAAGUGUGAGAUGGAAGACAUCCUUUUGGAAAUGGACCGAAUUCUACGCCCCGAAGGCACAGUUAUACUUCGCGACGAUGCUGAAGUUCUUAACAAGGUUAGGAGAAUCGUGAGUGGCAUGCGGUGGAAGACCAAGAUGAUCGAUCACGAGGAUGGUCCUCUCGUGCCUGAGAAGAUUCUGGUCUCCGUUAAAGAAUAUUGGGUGGUGAGCGGAGACGAUCCAAAUAUAUAAACGGUAAAGGCUGAGAAGAUUCUUCUGGUCUCCCUUAAAGAUUAUUGGGUGGAGUGCAGAGACAAUCCGAAUACAUAAACAGUAAAGACUGAUAUUACCUUCAAAAUGGGAUAGAAGGCUUAAUGGCUUCUUAAUGAUCCUAUGUUGUUGUAUCAAAUAUCAACUUUUUUUAUGUGUUCAUACAUAGGAGGCUAAUUGCUAUCUAGGUAGGUGAUUUUGACAUCCUGGAUGAGUUAUAAGGAUGAUUUCAAACUCAUGUAACAUAUUCAGUUUGUAUUUUACUAAUAAUAAUAGUUGGCACAUGAUUUUAUUUUC